CUCUCUUCUGCACCCUCAUUCAACUCAGAACAUCAUUUGCCGAAUUCCUCGAGCCUCCGUUGCGUUGCUCACGAAGCCCUUUGUGCACACGUACAAGAAUCAGAUCUCACCGGGACAAGCAGUGAACGUUACGGUAGAACAAUGGCAGGCUUAUCAACUAUUCUCAUGGGAAGCAUCCCGGUUGUGGGCAACACUCUCAGUCCUGGUCUGCGUACGCUGAAGCCCCGAUCGCUGUCGACGAGGGGUGUAGUUCGCUGCCAAGCGGGUCCAGGCGGGAACAACCCUCUGAGUGGAUUGAAAGAGUCCGUCGAUGAGGCCACCAAGCGCCCUAUCACGAGGGAGGACAUAAUCCGAAACCAGGAGGAAAAUUUAUCCGAAAAGCAGUCUGUUUUCGGAGCUGUUCCGACCUCUGGGUCCUUCUACCCCCGCCCUGAGCUGGAACGACGACCCGAGACUGGCUCUCGAUCGUUCGGUAGCUUAUUCGCUUUCGAUGGAGCUGCGCCAGAAACCAUCAACGGACGACUGGCCAUGCUGGGGUUUGUAUGGGCUCUCUGCGCUGAGAAACUCACCGGACUGACAGUGAUGGAGCAAAUCUCAAACCCCGCAACUUCUGGUCUCAUCUUUUUUGUCGGAGCAGUUCAGAUCUUCACGUAUGCAUCCCUGAUACCGAUGAUGAAUGGAGAAUCCACAGAUGCCAGGAGCUGGGGUCCCUUCAACGCUCGAGCGGAACGUUGGAAUGGGAGACUCGCCAUGAUUGGCUUCGCUGCUUUGAUUAUUGAUGAGAUGAUCCGUCAGGGACCUCUCAUCCACUAAUUGUACAUUCUACUCCCGGAGUUGGUGAAAUCCGCCAGCAACUUAUUAGCAGCUUUGUGCAGGAUUGAAGAUAGGAAUAAGUCACGGUGUUCAUAUCUCCAAAAGUAGAGAGUUCUGGCUGGGCGGCCCAGCCGGCCAACCCCGUUGCAACCGGGCCUUUUGUUAGUGAUUCGACGAAUUUUCUAUUGACCCAUUAAUGUACAAAUUUACGAUAUUUCCUAUAAUCUCGAUUACAGUGGU
Molecule: messenger RNA, 1053 nt
Organism: Marchantia polymorpha subsp. ruderalis
Lineage: Eukaryota; Viridiplantae; Streptophyta; Marchantiopsida; Marchantiales; Marchantiaceae
Source: the annotation of a GenBank genome assembly